CGAUCUAAUAAUCAUUAGUUCAAAAAAUAUUUUGCAGCUUUGCAGGAUGUUUAAGCCUCAGCAAUCUCGUGGUAUUCAAUGGCUCCUACUCUUCUUCUCCCUCGCAGAACUCCUCCAUUUCUCUCAUGGUGACGUGGGCACUGCAGCCCAAUACGAUCCCCCAUACAUACCAACGACUUGUUACGGUGAUGACACGAGCCAGUUCCCGGAGAACAAUCUGUUCGGGGCAGCAGGAGAAGGGAUUUGGGAUAACGGAGCAUCUUGUGGGAGACAGUACUUAGUGGAUUGCUUGAGUGCGGUGAAGAAGGGAACCUGCGUGAAAGGUGAGACAAUUCAGAUUAAGAUCGUAGACCGUGCGAUUGAUACAGUCAGCAAGCCCUCCAGUUCUGGCACCACCAUCGUCCUCUCUGCCACCGCUUUUGCCACAAUUGCGAAUUCUAAUGCUUCCAAGAUUAACAUUGAAUUCCAACAGUAUGUUUCAUUUCGUCUUCUAUUGUUUUUCUUUUUUUCUCAGUUAAUUAAGUUGUUGAUUAUGAAACCAGUUAGUUAA
This is a messenger RNA of Telopea speciosissima, 550 nucleotides long. RefSeq names its product EG45-like domain containing protein. The transcript has 2 exons. Lineage: Eukaryota; Viridiplantae; Streptophyta; Magnoliopsida; Proteales; Proteaceae. The record is from RefSeq and is a predicted model, not a curated record. The coding region runs from base 47 to 550 and encodes 167 amino acids.